AUGGAAAGGCUCUGUUCACUUAUCAGCGCCUACUUAAUGGAAGAGAUGGACUGUUCGGCUUUAGCAUUGUCAGAACAUGUUUAUAGAGAAAAAAAAACCAAUGCAACAAUUAUGCUGCUGCUUAAGUCUAUGUACAAGCUGUCAUGCUAUGAAAGAUGUAUUGAGACGAUAGAGCUGAACAGCUCUGUGAUGAAGAUUCAUGAAGCUAGAGUUAUAUACUAUAGAUGCAAAUCCCUAACAGGAAAGAAAAGCAAAGGGCUUCUUGCAAGCAGCGGGUGUGAUGAGGAACUAGAGAGGUAUCCUCCUGCAGAGAUAUCCAAGAGAAGCGUCAGGCUACUUUUUGAGGGGCUGACAAAAGAAGAUGUGAAAAAGAAGGAAAUCCUUUUAGAAGCAUAUAGAUCUGACAACAACAAUUUGGAGGCACUACUAAGAAUGAAAAACGACUGCUUGAUAAACAAGAAAGAGCUUCUUUUGCUUAUAGACGAAUGUAAGGAUAAACACAUGCAAGAUGUUUACAUGGAGAUAUUCUAUCCAUGCUUUGAGUCAGACUUUUACUUUCUACCCUUCUAUUCGCCGUGGUAUGGAGUCAAAUUGGCUAGGCAGUAUUAUAAAAGUGGAAAAGACAUGCUGUUAUUUAACCUGGGUGCCUCGAUGGUGAGGCUAUAUCCGAACUCUGAGUUCUCUUUUGUUGCUCUUGGGCUAUUUUUCCUGAUGUCCUCUAAUUAUUCUGAGGCUAGAAGGUGCUUCUACAAAGCCGUCCAGAUAAACAACGAGUAUGGGAGGGGGUGGCUAUAUCUUGGGAUGGCAUAUUCUGGGAUGAAAGAAUGUGAGAGCAGCAUAACAUGCUUGAACAUAGCUUAUAAGACAAUGAUAGGGUCUUACAAGCCUGCUUUUUACCUGGCAAAAGAAUACCAUCGGAUGAACAACUUUGAAAGGGCCUCGUUCUUUUAUAAGCACGCUCUUGGAAUAAAUCCAUCUGUGCAGGUCCAAGAAAGAUACAUAUCGCUUCUCAUAUACUACGAAUACUAUCCAGAGGCUCUAAGUUACCUAGCAGCACAGAAAAACAGUUUGCUGGGCUUAUUAAGAGUCUACUGUAAUCUAUUUUUGGGAAAGGUUGCAGAAGCACAGAAGCACCUUUCAUCGUGCCAAGCAGAUUGGAGAUACUAUGCUACUGCUGGAUUUAUAGAUCAUCUGUUGAAUAACCUUGACUCGGCAGCGGAUAACUACAACAAGGCUCUUUUGAAAACUCAUGUGAAUUUAGUUGAAGAGCUUCUUGGCCUUGCCAUAGAGAAUAUGACGUGCAAGCAAAACAACAACGUCUAUGAUUAUGCUACUGACCUGUUUGAUAAUAUGAUGCCUAAAUAUUCCUUUGAAACAAUUUGA
Messenger RNA from Encephalitozoon hellem ATCC 50504, 1383 nucleotides. RefSeq lists its product as uncharacterized. The record is from RefSeq and is a predicted model, not a curated record. Gene Ontology annotation, biological process: cell division. Lineage: Eukaryota; Fungi; Microsporidia; Unikaryonidae. The transcript has a single exon. Gene Ontology annotation, molecular function: protein binding. Bases 1 to 1383 code for a protein of 460 amino acids.